AUGCUACCGGAUGGCCCUCUUUCGGUCAUUGAUUUGGCCGAAAUCCUUGAGGAAAAACCGGUGUCGGUGAUCAAGUUUUUGAUGACUGAUCUGGGCGUCAUGGCUUCCAUGACUCAGAAUCUCGAUUCAGCAACCUGCGUGGCGGUUGCGGAAGGUUUCGGAAAGAUUGGCUUGGAAGAGAGCGCUCUUGCGACUGGAGUUGUGUUUGAUGAAGAUGACCCGGCCGAUCUUAAACCUCGUGCUCCUGUCGUUACCAUCAUGGGACAUGUUGAUCAUGGAAAAACUUCUCUGUUGGACACCAUCCGAAAGACUCAAGUCACUGCCGGUGAAGCGGGCGGUAUCACGCAACAUAUUGCAGCCUAUCAAGUCACUCGAAACGAUCAAACGAUAACUUUCGUGGACACGCCUGGACAUGCAGCGUUUACUGAUAUGCGUGAACGUGGAGCAAACAUUACCGAUAUCAUUGUCUUAGUGGUAGCUGCUGAUGACGGAGUAAAGCAACAGACGGCAGACUCCAUUGCAUGUGCCCGCCAGGCAGGUGUACCGCUUAUCGUUGCGAUUAACAAGUGCGAUCUUGAAACUGCCGACCCUACAAAAGUCAUGACCGAGCUUACGUCCUACGAUGUUUUGACGGAAGAAUUUGGUGGCGAUGUUUUAUCGUCUCAGAUCAGUGCUAAAAAAGGCACCAACAUCGACGACUUGCUAGACAAGAUCAUGCUACAGGCCGAAAUUCAGGACAUUAAGGCAAAUCCAGAUCGUGAUGCGGAGUGCAUUGUAGUCGAAGCAAACGUUGAGAAAGGCUUGGGUACAGUUGCAACAACUCUCGUUCAGAAAGGAACCCUACGUGUCGGAGAUGUUUUUGUUGCUGGUGAAACCCAUGGAAAGGUGCGAGCUUUGCUCUCAACAUCAAAUAAUGAUCGCAUGAAAGAGGUCGGUCCUAGCACUCCAGUUCGAGUAGUGGGUUUUGAGGGCGUUCCCUGUGCUGGGGAUGUUCUGAUUGUUGCGAAAGACGAACAGACAGCCCGUGAAAUGGCUGAAAACAGGCAAAGAAUAGCUAGGGAAAAGUCCUCGUCUUCUUAUCAAGCUGGUUUGAUGGAUUCUGUUGCGAUGACAUUUGGUGCUGUUAAAGAGAGUCGUGAAAUGUGUGUCGUUGUCAAGGCUGAUGUCCAGGGCUCCGCCGAAGCUUUGACUCGUGCUCUUAGAGAUUUGAAGCGCGAAGAUGAUCAAGCAAUUGUAACUGUAAAAGUUCUUGUGAGUGAAGCGGGCGAAGUCAGCAAAAGCGAUAUCGCCAUUGCAAGCGUUACACCGGAUACAACCGUGAUUGCUUUCAAUAUUCCAGCGUCAUUCGCCGCAAUGGAAGACUCCCGCGUAACCGGGGUGCCGAUUGAAUAUUACAAUAUAAUUUAUGAUGCCAUUGAGUCGGUCGAGUCGAGAAUGCAAGAAGUCUUAUCCCCGACACCUGAAGGAGAGUAUGUUGGUUCUGCCAAGGUUCAAGAAGUAUUCAAUAUUGGCGGAACGGGCAAUAUUGCAGGCAGCCGAUGCACAAACGGCUUUUUGAAGAAGGGAGCAAAUGUUCGUGUUAUGCGAGGGGACAAAAUCCUCAUCGAAAGUCGAAUCAAGACCUUGCGAAAUUUCAAAGCAGAAACGGACUCGAUUGAGGAAGGCAACGAAUGUGGAAUUGGCCUCCUCGAUUUUGAGGCGUUUGAACCGGACGACGUUAUUGAAUGCUAUGUGGAAUAG
Messenger RNA from Phaeodactylum tricornutum CCAP 1055/1, 1740 nucleotides. RefSeq lists its product with no specific name. The record is from RefSeq and is a predicted model, not a curated record. Bases 1 to 1740 code for a protein of 579 amino acids. Gene Ontology annotation, molecular function: translation initiation factor activity; GTP binding; GTPase activity. The transcript has 2 exons. Gene Ontology annotation, biological process: translational initiation. Lineage: Eukaryota; Bacillariophyta; Bacillariophyceae; Surirellales; Neidiaceae.